Messenger RNA from Hypoxylon trugodes, 843 nucleotides. RefSeq names its product S-adenosyl-L-methionine-dependent methyltransferase. The transcript has 5 exons. Lineage: Eukaryota; Fungi; Ascomycota; Sordariomycetes; Xylariales; Hypoxylaceae. The record is from RefSeq and is a predicted model, not a curated record. Bases 1 to 843 code for a protein of 280 amino acids.
AUGGAACAAGAAGCAUACAUUCUCGGGCGUGGAUUCUCAGCCAAUGCUAGGUUGAAUCUGCAAUAUUUCCUUUGGAAAGAUGGAGGAUUCUCUCUGCAUCCUAGCAUACCAACUGAUUGUGAUAACUUACGCGUGGCAGAGAUAGGUGUUGGAACUGGGAUCUGGCUGGUGGAUCUUGCGCGACAUCUACCUCCAUCUGCUCAAAUCGAUGGUUUUGAUGUCGACUUAUCACAGUGUCCACCAAAGGAAUGGCUACCAUCCAAUGUGUCCGUGCACAGGGUCGAUUGUCUAGCCCUCUUUCCCGAGAACUUGCUUGAGCAAUAUGACAUCGUUCACAUUCAGCUUUUUCACUUGGCAGUACACAAUAAUGACCCGGUGCCUAUCAUACGCAACCUAAUUAAGCUUCUGAAACCUGGAGGGUGGAUCUCGUGGGGCGAGAUGGACUACAGCAGUUGGAAGAUUAUGCGAACGGAAGACGGGAGGGACGUCGAGGAUAAUUUAACUCCACUCCUAGAAAUAAUAGGCACGUUGGGGGGGACAAGAUCCAACUGGACCACUGACGAUUGGCCGAUUAAGUUGCCGAAAUUUUUUGAGGAAUAUGGGCUCACAAAUGUUGCAAAGGAUAAUAGGCCGUUUCCGUUGGACCUGUUGGUUUUUCAAUUGGAUACUGCGUUAAUGGCAUCCGAAGAAGUAAGCUACAAGGCCUUGGAUCCUAUGCGAAAUGGCUCUGGCGAUACGUGUCGGGGUGUGAUCUCCAAGGUCUUUCGGGAUAGGCAGAAACUUGCUUAUAACGUAGGCCGAUUGACUGUUAUCGGACAACGACCAUUCCAACGAAAGGACUAA